Messenger RNA from Anoplophora glabripennis (Asian longhorned beetle), 3894 nucleotides. RefSeq names its product cytoplasmic polyadenylation element-binding protein 2 (gene orb2). The transcript has 7 exons. Gene Ontology annotation, biological process: negative regulation of cytoplasmic translation. Gene Ontology annotation, cellular component: synapse; neuron projection; cytoplasm. Gene Ontology annotation, molecular function: ribosome binding; translation factor activity, RNA binding; mRNA 3'-UTR binding. The record is from RefSeq and is a predicted model, not a curated record. The coding region runs from base 1 to 2055 and encodes 684 amino acids. NCBI's taxonomy places the organism in Eukaryota, Metazoa, Arthropoda, Insecta, Coleoptera, Cerambycidae.
AUGGGGGAAUUUAGUUUGAGUGGUAAUGCGAACAUCGGUUUAAGUGCAGUGGAGAUAUCCAUAAAUUCAGCGAAGAGCAAUCAAAACACGUUAUUCUACACCACACCUACGUCAACGACGACAAGUGGAAGCGGUGGCACAGGCUGCGAAAACAUCCUCCAGGCCAAGAGUUAUAGUUCAACAAUGCAAGAUGAGCUCACUGACAAGGCUGUCGCGGCUGUCAGUGUUAGUGGAGCCAACACAGACGAGUUAUCAAGCAGUGCGGUUGGAUCGACAGUCACAUCAUCCUCGUCCGACAAGAAUACGGUGGCAACUGUCUCCAAAGACUGUGAGAUAUCGUCAAACUCCUCUGUAAACGAUCUUACAGACAAACUAAACGAACAGGUGGCUCAAACGACGAAAACAGUACCUUCUCUUCCGCCUCUAUUCCAUCCAGCUGAGCCUAGCACCCCAGCUGGAGCACUCUGGUCCACAGCUAUCGAAGACGGUUACGUACCUAACCUAGCUAGUGUGAACGGUGGCAUGGGGUUUCAGAACUUUCCAUCCCCUACACAACAACAGUUGUUUGGUAACAACCUGAAUCAGAACCAAGUGAAUCAGGGUCGAAGAGCUAUUACUGCGAGUCACAAUUUCCCCCAUAACAUGGGAAGGCAGCAAUCAAUGUCUAGUCAUCCUCUUUACAAAAAUUAUAGUUCUUGGGCCAAUCCCCCAGGCCAGAACUGGGCCCCGGGGAACUCCUCCGUCUGGAACCGUGGCCGGAGUGUUCCAAAUCUAACUCCCUUGCAACAAAUGGGAGUAAGUCUCGCGGGUCGUAAACCUAGUCCCACUUUCAACCAGCAGCAAGUCAUCUCGCCUGUUAAAUUCAGGAGGAGUACCUCCUACCCCGGAAAAGGCCCUUUUCCUCAGCCACCCACUUUCGAAAUCACCAACAUGGAUGAAGCUAGAGAACUGCUUCCCUAUCAGGAUCGGUGUGUAGUUAGUGCAAAUGGUAGUAGCCCUUUAGAGAAUAUGCGGGGGCUGGAACAUUAUUUGAAUGAUAUUAUGAGCCCACAAAGCAACGCAGCUGAUAUCAAAGGUUUUAUUAAUACCAAUGCUUUCCCGUCACUACAAUUACAUGGUAAAUCGCCGUACUUUCCAGGACUGGAUGAUCAGGCUGGCCCUGUUCUCCUGGAAGAACCAAGUCAUCUAGUUGAUAGUACCCUAGGAACCCAACCGCUCAGUUCUCCUUCUAGGUCUUCGCCCCACUCGCAGGGUUCUGAAGGUGGCGAGCGGUUUUCUAGGAAAGUGUUCGUCGGUGGUCUUCCACCAGAUAUCGAUGAAGAUGAAAUUACAGUCAGCUUCAGAAGAUUUGGACCUCUAGUCGUUGAUUGGCCCCACAAGGCUGAAAGCAAGUCUUACUUCCCACCAAAAGGUUACGCUUUUCUGUUAUUUCAGGAUGAAAAUUCUGUUCAAAGUUUGAUAGAUGCAUGUAUAACUGACGAAGAUAAACUUUACUUGUGUGUCUCAUCUCCAACAAUCAAAGAUAAACCUGUACAGAUCCGACCUUGGAGAUUAUCCGAUGCUGAUUUCGUAUUGGACGCUUCUAUGCCGUUAGAUCCGAGAAAAACCGUCUUUGUUGGUGGUGUUCCGCGACCCUUGAAAGCUGUUGAACUGGCAAUGAUAAUGGAUAGACUCUAUGGUGGUGUUUGCUAUGCGGGCAUAGACACGGAUCCAGAGCUGAAAUAUCCAAAAGGAGCAGGCAGGGUAGCGUUCAGUAACCAGCAAAGCUAUAUUGCAGCGAUCAGUGCACGUUUUGUCCAGCUCCAGCACGGAGACAUUGAUAAGAGGGUAGAGGUAAAACCUUAUGUCCUCGAUGACCAAAUGUGUGAUGAAUGUCAAGGACAACGCUGUGGGGGCAAAUUUGCCCCGUUCUUCUGUGCUAAUGUAACAUGCUUACAGUACUACUGUGAACAUUGCUGGGCCACAAUCCAUUCGAGACCUGGUCGGGAAUUCCACAAACCGCUAGUGAAAGAGGGCGCCGACAGACCCAGGGCUGUGCCCUUCCGUUGGUGUUAACGCAGGAGCGCAUAGUGCUGCAGCCGAGGGCUGUCCCACCCUUUAGCUUAUUACCAUACCACUGGCGGUGGCAGCCCCGCUGUUCAUCGCAUAGGCAAAAAUUAUAUAGUAGCAAUUAUACAUAUUUAAAGUAUACAUGUAACCAAUAAUUAUCUUCUGUAUGGCGCCUGGUGGUAGCGAUUAUUUCCGCUGCGCCAGUGACAGGGUGAGCCUCUUAAAGAUGGCGCUCUGCAUAAAACUUAACAACACUCAACAUUUGAAUUCAACAAACUGUUAUGACAAUGUUACUGUUACUAUAAAAAUAGGUAUGAAAAUUUGUUAAAACUAUGUUAUUGCUCCAUUUUUAACAUUACUAGUUUGUAUUAACUUAGGAUAUAAAAAAAAUAACGAAAUGCUAAAAAAAUAAUGGUCCAAAAUUCGUAUAUACUAAAUAACUACAGCAAAUAUCGAUUUAAUAAAUAAAAAUAAAUUUAAUGGCUUGCAUUUUUUGCAUUUACAGUUCGUUUUUGAGAUGACUACUAAAACCCUAAAGAGCUAGGAAGUAAUUUAUGCAUUCGUGCUGCAUCUGUUAAUAAACUAAUGCUUGAACUCAAUUGCAAUUUCAGUUAAUUUACACUCAUCUAAAACUGAUUGAAUUUGAAUGUUGAGUAAUGUUGAGUAUGAAAGUAGUGCGACACAGUCAGUCAUUUUCAGGGUAUUGUAAAUACUAGUGUAAUUAGCAAAGCUGUGGCUGGGUAGCGGAAAAUCUCGCUUUAGCGGCGACCACUUAGCCCCAAGUACCUGACCGGCCCUGACUACCCGGCAUCUUGCAAUAUUUUACCUUGUUAGCUUACCCGAUUCACCGCAUCGCCUACCCCUUGUCUAACGUGGUCUCCAGUUUUAUUUUGCUUGAUCGCCACAUCUUGUUACUACCACACCAUUUAUAAUAGCUAAAUAAUUUUUAUCGUAUAUAACAAUUUAAACUUUUUUUAAUAUUUACUAAUCUAUGCCGUGCUUUAGACUCUUCCAAAUUAUUUAGAUAUGUCUAUAUCUAAAGGGGUUACAUAUCAGUUUUGCCCCUUUUUGGUUGGCUGGUACAACAAGAGCUGACUAAACUGUGACGGUAAUGAAGUGGUUUUAGCCAUUCAAAAAAUCAUAAUGAAAUAUAUUUAUAAUCCUACUCACUAAUACAGGUACAAUUUAGUUGUCACCUACCUGUAUACUCCGUAUAAGGUGGAAAAAUUGUUUUUGAAAACUUUGUAUACUACUGGAAAUGAUUUGUAUGUUUAAGUUAUAGGUAAGUUGGAUCCUUAUAAAGUAAAGUAUGAUAGAAUGUUUUCUAAUUAAUUUGGAUUGGGUUUAUGCUUGAAUGCUUUAUGCAUGGAUGUUCCAAGUUAUUACCUGUUUCUGUGUUGUUUCCAUAUAAAUGUACUUAAAUUUAAAAGAAGUAUAGGAAAGUUUUAGCACAUAGUUGAAAAUUGCUCAUUUAAAUUUGUAUAUUCAGGAGUAUUCUAUUAAAGGAAUAAUAAAAUUGGAGACCAUGCGUGUUCAGUCUUGAACUGACUGCUUCCCGCUUAAUGUCCGCCUACUGCUGUCCACACUCUAGAUCCUUUAUUUUCAUGUGUGAUACCAAUAGACGUCAUAAAUGUAUUAAAUAAAUUGCACGGAUAUGUAUAGUAUAUAUUAUAUAUAGUACCAGCUAUUCUAAGACUUUGUAUUUUUUAAAUUUGAAUUUUUAUACUAAACUGUUAUAAAUGGUGAUUAGUAAAGAUUGAUGUGUGCAAUAAUGCGUCGAGCAGGCCAGCUUAAGUGGCGACUUGGCGUUUUAGAGUUUUAUCUUUAAUAACCGUAAUUAAUGAA